Orycteropus afer afer is the source of this 1308-nucleotide messenger RNA. It is a transcript of the gene BECN2, whose product is annotated as beclin 2. Gene Ontology annotation, cellular component: phagophore assembly site; phosphatidylinositol 3-kinase complex, class III, type II; phosphatidylinositol 3-kinase complex, class III, type I. Gene Ontology annotation, biological process: autophagy; autophagosome assembly; late endosome to vacuole transport. The transcript has a single exon. The record is from RefSeq and is a predicted model, not a curated record. Lineage: Eukaryota; Metazoa; Chordata; Mammalia; Tubulidentata; Orycteropodidae. Bases 1 to 1308 code for a protein of 435 amino acids.
AUGUCCUCCACCCGCUUCAUUUGCCAGUGCUGCAGUCAGCCGCUGAAACUGAAUCGGUCCGCGGGGACCGUGGGCCUCAGCACCGUUCAUCAGCUGCCAGCUUCACCGCUCCCCUUGUCUCCCCGGAAGUCAGAAGGGACCCAGGAAUUCGAUCCUACUUCCAGGAAGGAGACAGAUACCCAAACUCUACAAGAUGGUGCUUCUUACAGGCCCUUCCUGGACGACUGCACGAUGUCCUGGGAGACUUCCAUAUCCUGGGAGAAUUCUGACAUCUUUACCCUGGUCGGGAACGUGGGUGCCAUGAGAUCACUUAACAGCAUCCAGAAGACCACCGUGGACAUACAUGACAUCCUCUCUGGUGAGAAAGAUAUAGAUCACCCUGUGUGUGUGGAGUGCACUGACAAUCUUCUAAAGCAGCUAGACACUAAACUCACGAUCACAGAAUCUAAGAGUCAGAUCUACAAACGUUGCUUGGAGACCAGGGAUCUGACUACACGUGAAGAUGAGAUGGAGAUGUUGCAGCUGGAGAUGAAGGGCCUGCAGCUGGAGGAGGUGAGGUUGGUCCAGGAGUUGGAUAAUGUGAACAGGAACUGGAAACAGGUAGCAGGAGAUCUCGAGGAAGCCCAGGCAGAGACUGAGGCGUUGGACCAGCAGGAGAAGCAGUACCAGACAGACUACAGCGCCUUGAAACUCCAAGAACUGGAACUUUUUGAUGAGCUGAUGAGCUUGGAGAACCGGCUGCAGUACGCCCAGAUCCAGCUGAGCCGGCUGACCAAAAACACCAUCUUCCACAUGGUAUUUGACAUACGGCAUGAAAGCUCUUUGGGCAUCAUCAAUAACUUCAAGCUGGGCUGCCUCCCCACUGUCCCUGUGAGCUGGAGUGAGAUCAAUGCUGCCUGGGGACAGACAGCUCUGCUGCUCCUAGCCCUGUCCAAGAAAAUGGGAUUAGAAUUUCAGAGGUAUCAACUUGUCCCCUGUGGAAGCCAUUCCUAUCUGAAGUCUCUAACAGAUGACUCUGUUGAGCUGCCAUUAUUUUGUUAUGGAGGGCAGAGUGUAUUCUUGGAUAAUACGUUUGACCUUGCGAUGGUGGCUUUCCUGGACUGUUUGCAGCAGUUCAAGGAAGAGGCGGAGAAAAGAGGUCUCCGCAUGCCCUACAGAAUCAAUGUGAAGAGGGGCCAGAUGGAAGACCCUGGAGCUGGAGGUAAAUACUAUUCCAUCAGGACCCUCUUGAACACUGAAAAACAGUGGACAAAGGCACUCAAAUACAUGCUUGUGAAUCUGAAGUGGGGCCUCCUUAAGGUAACAUAA